Molecule: messenger RNA, 1776 nt
Organism: Beta vulgaris subsp. vulgaris (sugar beet)
Lineage: Eukaryota; Viridiplantae; Streptophyta; Magnoliopsida; Caryophyllales; Amaranthaceae
Product: polyadenylate-binding protein RBP45
Exons: 7
Coding region: 166-1425 (419 amino acids)
Cellular component (GO): cytosol
Molecular function (GO): mRNA binding
Source: RefSeq, a predicted model, not a curated record
AAAAAAUCCGAUAAAUACACCGCCUCAUCUCAAAAAAAAAUCUCUCUCUCUCUUGCAUCUUCAGGGAUCAGGAACAAAACCGAAAUCAACUCAACCCUCUUUCUCUCUCCUCUAGGGUUAUCCGUUAUCUUUAGGGUUUCCUUUGUUCCUCCAACACAAACAACAAUGAUGCAACAACCACCAGCAGGCGUAGUUCCACCGCCGAUGCCACCAACUAUCGAUCCAAACCAACAACAACCUCCAACUCAAUACGGGCAACCACCGCAACAACAACCUUGGAUGAUGAUGGCACCACCACCGCAACCUCAACCUCAACAAUCUCCUUAUCCUCCUCAGAUGUGGCCUCCUCAGCCUCACCAACAACAACCACAACAACCUCAACCUCAACAGUAUACUAUGCCUACUACUACUGCUGCUGCUCCUUCUACUCCUGACGAGAUUCGAUCUCUUUGGAUCGGUGAUUUGCAGUAUUGGAUGGAUGAGAAUUAUGUUUUCUCUUGUUUUGCUACUUCUGGAGAGGUUGUAUCUGUGAAGAUUAUUCGCAAUAAGCAAACUAAUCUCUCAGAAGGUUAUGGAUUUGUAGAAUUUGUUAACCGUGCUGCAGCUGAGAGGACAUUAGCUACAUACAAUGGUACAGUGAUGCCGCAAACCGAGCAAGCUUUCAGACUUAACUGGGCAAGUCUUGGUGCUGGUCAGAGGCGGCAAGAUGACUCGACUGACUAUACAGUUUUUGUUGGGGAUUUAGCAGCUGAUGUUACAGAUGUCAUGCUCCAAGAUGCAUUCCGUACUCAUUAUUCUUCUGUUAAGGGAGCUAAGGUUAUCACUGAUCAUAUUACUAACCGUUCUAAAGGGUAUGGAUUUGUGAGGUUUGGGGAUGAAGGUGAGCAACAACGUGCAAUGACCGAAAUGAAUGGAGUUGUCUUGUCAACUAGGCCCAUGAGGACUGGCCCAGCUGCCAACAAGAAACCUGCUACUGGUCAGCCGAAAGCUUCUUAUCAGAAUACACAGGGAAAUCCAGGCGAAAAUGAUCCAAAUAACACAACUAUAUUUGUUGGCGGUCUAGACCCCAAUGUUUCAGAUGAGCAGUUAAGGCAAGUCUUUAGCCCAUAUGGUGAGUUGGUUCAUGUAAAAAUUCCAAUGGGCAAGGGUUGUGGAUUUGUGCAGUUCGGUAGCAGAGCUGCUGCCGAGCAAGCAUUGGCAGCAUUGAAUGGAGUCCAGAUAGGAUCGCAGAAUGUUAGACUUUCAUGGGGCCGUAGUCCAUCAGCCAAGCAGGGACAACCUGGCCAGGCUCAGUGGAAUGGUGGAUAUUAUGGCUAUCCUCAGGGAUACGAUGCCUAUGGAUAUGCUGCAGCACCUCAGGAUCCUAACAUGUAUUAUGCUAAUUAUGCUGCUGGAUAUGGAAAUUACCAGCAAACACAGCAGUGAUUUCUUGAUGCUGGCUGUGAAGUCAAGGACGACUGCAGUUGACGUUGAACUUCAUGAUAUUUUUAGUAGAUGAGUUUCUUGCGAUCACAUAUGUAUCUGAUUCUAGCCUGUCUUUACCCCCUCCCCUCCUAGGGGUUCAUCUUUUUUCUUUCUUUCUUGGUGCCUUGAGAACAAACCUUCCUGUGUGCCGGCAGAUAGAUUUCCGACACUAGUGUUGCUCUGGAUUAGUGGUGUUCGUUGCAAAUCUCUCAUCUCCUGGAUUCUAAUAACUAUUUUCCUGUCUUAUGUUUGGUAAAUGCCUGAUGUAUGCUAUUCUUAUGCUAUUGAAUAGAAUUUUAUAUUAUGCGACAA